Messenger RNA from Hipposideros armiger (great roundleaf bat), 933 nucleotides. RefSeq names its product olfactory receptor 5W2-like. Gene Ontology annotation, cellular component: membrane. The coding region runs from base 1 to 933 and encodes 310 amino acids. Gene Ontology annotation, molecular function: olfactory receptor activity; G protein-coupled receptor activity. Gene Ontology annotation, biological process: G protein-coupled receptor signaling pathway. The record is from RefSeq and is a predicted model, not a curated record. The transcript has a single exon. Lineage: Eukaryota; Metazoa; Chordata; Mammalia; Chiroptera; Hipposideridae.
AUGAAUGAAGGAAACUGCUCUUCUUUGACUCAAUUCGUUUUUGUGGGAAUUACCAAUAACCCUGCGAUGAAAGUGACCCUAUUUACCGUGUUUCUGCUUGUUUAUUUCAUUAGUCUUCUGGCGAAUCUUGGAAUGAUCACUCUAAUUAGAAUGGACUCCCAGCUGCACACGCCAAUGUACUAUUUCCUCAGCCACCUGUCUUUCUGUGACCUCUGCUAUUCCACAGCCAUUGGGCCCAAGAUGCUGGUGGACAUAUUUUCUGAGAACAAAUCAAUCCCCUUCUCUGGCUGUGCUCUGCAAUUUUUUGUUUUCUGUGUGUUUGCAGAUUCUGAGUGUGUGCUGCUGGGGGUGAUGGCCUUUGAUCGGUACAAAGCCAUCAGCAACCCGUUGCUCUAUGCAGUCAGCAUGUCCAGCAGAGUGUGCUCCGGGCUCAUGGCCGGCGUUUACAUGGUGGGGAUAGCAGAUGCUUUGGUCCUCACAACGUUAACAUUCCGCUUAUGUUUCUGUGGGUCCAAUGAGAUUAACCAUUUCUUCUGUGAUGUACCUCCUCUCUUCCUCCUUUCCUGCUCUGAUACAUGGAUCAAUGAAUUGGUGAUAUUCACCAUUUAUGGCUUCCUUGAACUGAGCUCCAUUUCAGGAGUUCUUGUGUCUUAUUGUUAUAUUAUUCUAUCAGUUUUGAAGAUCCACUCUGCCGAGGGACGGUUCAAAGCUUUCUCCACCUGCACCUCCCACUUAACUGCUGUGGCCAUUUUCCAGGGAACUCUUCUCUUCACGUAUUUCAGGCCAAGCUCUUCUUACUCUCUAGAUCAAGACAAAAUGACCUCAUUGUUCUACACUCUUGUCAUUCCCAUGUUAAACCCCCUGAUUUAUAGCCUACGGAACAAGGAUGUGAAACAGGCUCUGGAAAAACUGAAAACUAAAAGGUGUUUUUAA